Molecule: messenger RNA, 1370 nt
Organism: Juglans microcarpa x Juglans regia
Lineage: Eukaryota; Viridiplantae; Streptophyta; Magnoliopsida; Fagales; Juglandaceae
Exons: 3
Coding region: 271-1011 (246 amino acids)
Source: RefSeq, a predicted model, not a curated record
AUCUAAGUAAUUUAAUAUGUCUCAUUUUCUAGGUAAUAAGAACAUGAAAGUGGUAGAAGUACAAAUCUCCAACUUAAGGGCAGACGAUUGAUUGUAGUGUCUAUUUAUCAAUUGUCUUUCUCCUUGAUAAGCCAAGGUAAAAGAACAGUGACAAGUACUUCCUAUAAGAGACCGAAGGACCGCUCAAAAGCGCCACCUCUUCUCUCUCUCUCUCUCUCUCUCUCUCUGUGCGUGAAGACUUGUUCAAUAUUCAAGUCCAAUUAUAGGAAGAUGGACAACCAACGCAACCCUCUUGUCAGCUGGGUUUGCAAAGGGAAGACAAUGGAAGAGCUAAGAACGGCCCUUUUGUACACAAGUUUGGAACUUGAACAAACAAGGUUGGCAGUUCAAGAGGAGAUUAGAAAGAGAGACGAGGAAUUAGUUCAUUUCAAAGAUCUGCUUAGGGAAGCCAUCAGGGAAAGAGACGAAGCACAAGAGAAAUGUCGACUCCUCCUUGAGAAGAUCUUACUCCAACAACAUCCAACUGCUCCUCUUUCAGGAAAUUCUAGCAUUGAAGACGAACCAAGAAUCAGAGGAAUCGACUCAAACAAUGGCUUCUCAUCCUCAGAUUGCGAGGGGAGCAUUGUUUCGUCUUCUCCGGUUGUUGACCCAAUUCCACAAUCCUUUCCACAAGCAACAGUAGAGCAGCUGCUAGUGCCUGAGAAGCCAUUGCCGGAAAAAGGUAAGCUUUUGGAGGCAGUGAUGAAUGCCGGUCCACUCCUUCAGACUCUUCUUCUCGCCGGACCACUUCCCCAAUGGCGGCAUCCACCUCCACCACUUGAGUCCUUUGAGAUUCCUCCGGUGACCAUUCCUUCACCACCACAUCCAGCGCUCUUCCCUCAAGACUCAAUCACCAACAUUCUACGUUGCAACAGUACCUCCACCAGCUGUGGCAUCAACAGAAAAAGGGUUCUUUGUGAAGGCUCUGAUUCUCCUACAGAGACAAAGUACCAAAGGCUUGCUAUUCAAUGACAACUAUUUCCAAGUAAUCCCAAUAUUUUUCAUUACGAUCAGAAUCCACUACCCAAUAUUAGUUGGGUAAGUGACUGAUGUACAGAGGUUUUUCCUAGAAAAGGAACUGCCAAGGUUUUUACUCACUGAGAAUGGAAAAGAAAAGAGCUUGCUCUUUGCUGCUAUCUCCCUGCUCUUUGGCUAGAUAUUUUGUCCCAGUUUUGUUCACAUUUAAGAUGAUGGCCUGGUGUGGAGUUGUUAGGGUUGGGAGGGAAGAUAGGUAUGCCCAACAACCAGAAGGUCCCACAAAUCUGUAUCAGGAUAUACAGCACAGUGUGCUUUGUAAUUAUAUUAAUGGAAAGUAUGAUUAUUGAUAUAAA